This is a messenger RNA of Dissoconium aciculare CBS 342.82, 1911 nucleotides long. RefSeq names its product SWI/SNF complex protein. Gene Ontology annotation, biological process: positive regulation of DNA-templated transcription. Gene Ontology annotation, molecular function: DNA binding; histone binding. NCBI's taxonomy places the organism in Eukaryota, Fungi, Ascomycota, Dothideomycetes, Mycosphaerellales, Dissoconiaceae. Bases 1 to 1911 code for a protein of 636 amino acids. The record is from RefSeq and is a predicted model, not a curated record. Gene Ontology annotation, cellular component: SWI/SNF complex. The transcript has 2 exons.
AUGAGCAACAAUGACACGGCCAUCAAACAACAAUCGGCCGAUGGCGACAUAGCUGGCGCAAUCUCGGAUAAGCCCAUCGACGCGCCUGCAGCGCCUGCGCCAGAAGAUGCCGGAGAGGAUGAAGAAAUGGGUGAAGCCACAACAAAAGAUGGGACACCAGCAGAUGCGACUACACCUGCGGCUCCUAAACCAGCCGUGGAGCAAUCCGCGCGCUCACAUCUCAUCGAUCAGAACCACGCCAUCAUUUUACCAUCAUACAGUGCUUGGUUUGACAUGCACGAUAUUCAUUCGAUCGAGCGCAAAGGCUUGCCUGAGUUUUUCAACAACCGCAACCGGAGUAAAACGCCUGCAGUGUACAAGGACUACCGCGAUUUCAUGGUCAACACAUACCGCUUGAACCCUGCGGAAUAUCUCACAGUGACCGCAUGCCGGAGAAAUCUUGCUGGUGACGUUUGCGCCAUCAUGCGCGUGCACGCCUUUUUGGAGCAGUGGGGCUUGAUCAACUACCAGAUUGACCCCGACACUCGACCCUCAAACAUCGGUCCUCCAUUCACCGGUCAUUUCCGCAUCACCGCAGACACUCCACGAGGCCUGCAGCCACAUCAGCCUGCGCCUGGAAGUACCGUCACUGCAGGCAAACCACAUCCUAGCACCGACCGUCUCACUGCUGGAGGCAAGGUCGAUCUCACCGCAGAAGUUCGCCGCAACAUCUUUGACGACAAAGGCAAGGAUGUUACACCAGCAACGGCAGAGGGAGCUGACGGGAGCUUGGAAGAGAAUUUGAAGCAAGACAGCAAACAAAACUUUUGCUACUCCUGUGGCAAGGAUUGCUCGCGCGUACGUUAUCACAACGUGAAGAAUCCUCCGGCCACGACAGCCACUCCUAAGCCGAACAAAGCACAACGUUACGACUUGUGCAGUCUUUGUUUCCAGGAAGGACGCUUUCCCAGCUCGACCACAGCUGCCGACUACGUAAAGCUCGAGAAUGAGAAAUACCAGAGUCUUGGAGACAAAGAAUCGCCAUGGGGAGAUGCUGAACUCCUAUUAUUGCUCGAAGGACUGGAGCUUUUUGACGACAAUUGGGAGUCGGUGGCUGAACACGUAGGAUCACGGACCCGUGAAGAAUGUGUUUUGAAAUUCCUCCAGUUGGAGAUCGAGGACAAGUUCGUUGACGAUCCGGCCACCACUGCUUUGGCAAGCAACGGAAACGCCGCGCCUGACCUGACCUACCUUUCAAAUGGCAGACUACCUUACAGCCAAUAUGACAACCCAAUUAUGUCGGUCAUGGGCUUCCUCGCAGGUCUGGCAGACCCCGCCACAACCGCCAAAGCCGCGGGCCGAAGCGUGGAAGAGAUGCGCCGGACGAUGCGAGCGCGCCUCGAAAGCGGCUCCAAAGCCGACGACAGCCAAGACAAAUCCUCCGAAUCAGUCAAGAACGAAGCCUCCGGCCAAGGCGACACUUCCAUGGACGUCGAUUCCAACACCGCCCUCGCCACAUCCUCUUCCACCACCAACGACCUCGCCACCACCGCUCUAUCUCUCACCGCCGCCCGCGCCGCUGCCCUCGCCUCCCACACCGAGCGCCAACUCACCAACCAAGUCUCCGCCGCCGUCAACCUCCAGCUCCAAAAACUCGAGCUCAAACUCUCCCACUUCGCUGAGCUUGAAGCCCUCCUGCACGCCGAGCGCCGCGAAGUCGAGCGCAUGCGCCACCGCCUCUUCCUCGACCGCCUGGAAUUCCGCCAACGCGUCCGCGAGGCCGAAGAGAAAUUCGCGGGCUUCCGCCUCGAUGGACCCAAGGCUGGCAAUGGGGCCCUCGGGCUUGAGAAAGCCGGCGCUGCUUCUUCGUCGGCUGCUGAUGUGGAAAUGUAUGCCGAGGGCUCCGAGGGGUUCAUGAAGCAUGAGAUCUGA